This is a messenger RNA of Staurois parvus, 342 nucleotides long. The record is from the annotation of a GenBank genome assembly. Lineage: Eukaryota; Metazoa; Chordata; Amphibia; Anura; Ranidae.
AUGCUACCAUCACUCCGUGCUCCUGGUUGUCAUGCACUUUUCCAACAGGACAAUGACCAAAAAAACACAUCUAAGGCCACUGUUGCAUUUCUGAAGAUGAACAGGGGUAAAGUGAUUCAGUGGCCAAGUAUGUCUUCUCAUCUGAACCCAAAAGAACACCUAUGGCGAUUUCUAAAGAGACAAGUUGAGCAUCACUCUCCAUCCAACAUCCAGGCUCUAACAGAGGUUGUUCUUGAAGAAUGAAAAAAGAUAGAUGUUGCAAUAUGUUGCCAAGUUGUUCAAUCCAUGCCUAGAAGACUUGGUGCUGUCAUUACAAAUCAUGAAGGUCAUACAAAAUACUAG